UUUCGUCUUUUUGAGCCCAUCUUUGUUGCUCUUAUCUCUUUUUUGUUGUUUGUUUGUUUGUUCGUUUGGGCUGGAAAUGUUUAACAGCCAUUCAGAGUCAAACAGACAGGAAUGUGUUUUCUCUCUUGCGUAUGCGAAACUUAAUCCCGAAUGGGGUUCACGGUAGCACAGCUGAGCAACUGCAGCGCUACCGUUUCUAUUUGAUGGCCGGUCAGUUCCAAUUGUGUUGGCCUUUCCGUAGACAAAUGCAAUGGAGACGGCCAGUCUUUCCCUUUUUCUCUAGAAACCAACAGAGUAAAAGACUCUUUUUUAAAAAAAGACGGUGGUGGUUGUGGUGUAGUUGUGUGCAGCAUUUUGACCUUAUUGGAGACAGCAAAGAAAAAACUGGUCUCUCUUUCGUGUGCGUUGAGCCUUCAGUGGUGCCUCCCAAGUCCCUUUAAAUCUUUCAAUCUUUAAAUCCCUAUAUAGGAUACUACUACCCAAUCAGCUGAUUGGGACCAAUGGCUACGGGUUUUUUCUUUUUUUCCCUUUUUUAUUUUCUUUAUUUUUGUUUGUUCUAUUUUUUGGAAGGCAGCAUUAGCAUUAACACAGUCUUAGUUUAUUCUGCAGAAACCAACUGGAGAAGGGAAAAUAAAAUAAAAGAAUCCCAGUCUGUUUAGCGUCCAAACAUCGAAAUAAAUAAGAAGAGUAGCAGGAAAAAAUCCAAGAAAAUAAAAAGGAGAACAUGCAAAAGUAGUGAAAAAAAAGAGGAAUUUCGACAGCAACUGACGCGCUUUCGUCCUGCGGCCACGUCAAAGAUGGAUGACUUUGGGCUGGCUGUUUCUCUUUGGGCCUUUUUGCGUUUGGCCAUCGCCAGAAUUGUGAUUGGUAUAUUAGACUUGCAAAAAAGCCUUCACGAAAUCAGGAAAACUUGGGAAAUAAAAAACGAGUCCACCCUUCAAACAUUCAAAAAAACAAAACAACUAAAGCAAAAAAACGGAAUUUUUAUUUCGCUUUUUCAUGUUUUGUUUUUUUUUUGUGCUAAAUAUCAGUUUUAUAGUGAUAGCCAGAACGGGAUACUUUUCCUGCUUAUUUUGUUUUUUGUUUGUUUUUUUAGGGGGGUUUAUUAUUGGCGUUAUCGCCUUUGACCAUUUCAGCAAACGAAAUUCAGCUGAAAAGUAUUCGGCCUUUGGACAGGAUGCCGUAAUCAGUCAGAGUUGAUUGGCCUUUUAUUUUGCUUUGUUUUUGGUUUUUUUCUUUUAGAUAUUUUUCUUUGAUUAUGUCUAGUUCGGUAUGUAGGAGCAGGGCCUCGACGAACGCCAUUUCGUUCAGAAAUGCGAGCUAAAGAGGGAAAGAGAGAAAGAGAGAGAGUUUAGACGGACAGAGACAGGCAGACGUGUUUUUCUGGUUGGCUAUUAUUGUGUGUGUGAUUUUCACCUGGCCAUUGUUGGCCGUAAAAUGUGUGGCACAGUCGAUAGCACCACGGCCACCAAAAAUGACGGCAGGUCAUGUGUGAUUGAAGGCAAUGGCGGCCGAAUGGAGACUGUUGAUGAUGACCAUGUUGCCGGUGCCACUCGUUUCGUCGUCAUCGCAUCCGCCGUGGUCGUCGAGUGCCUCGUUUCAAGCGACGCUCUUCUUGGCUUCGACUUCUUCUUAUCCGGUCGACGACGAUUACGUUGACGGGCUGUCUGGCAACGUGAGCAUCAUGAUGUCGACGACGACGACGACGACCAACACCUCGACCCACCACAGCCACAGCCACAGCCACAGCCACAGCCAAGACCAUCACCAGCCCAACCCGCACCUCUACGAAGGCAAUAAUUUGUCGUCGUUGGCGACGGGCGCGGCGCCGACCGGUGACGACGUCAUGGACGACGAACGUUUCCCGGCCUACGUCAGUCUGUUGAUGAUGUUGUCGUGCGGUUUGAUUCUGGUGGUGGGACUGGUCGGCAAUUGCCUCGUACCUGUCGUCAUUUGGAACAAUCGCGACUUGCGCAAUUCGACCAAUCUGUUCCUGCUGAAUUUGAGCCUGGCCGACAUCCUCGUCCUUUGCGUCAGCAUGCCCACCGUCCUGGUCGAGAUCUACGAGCGACGAGACACCUGGAUCUUUGGCAAAGUCAUGUGUAAAUUGGUGCCGUUCGUCGAACUGACGGUGGCCCAUGCGUCGGUGUUGACUAUUCUGGCCAUCUCUUUCGAGCGCUAUUACGUCAUCACUCGACCGUUGAGGGCCGGCUACACUUGCACCCGCAUGAGAGCCCUCUUCAUCAUCCUUGCCAUUUGGAUACUGGGAUGCCUCACCUCCAGCCCGAUGUUGUUCAUUGCCAAUUAUUUGGAAGAAGAUUCGGCUGGAUCAUCAGCCGGCUGUGUGACGCAAGCCAACACAUUCUGGUCCGUUUUCUAUUACAUCGCAGCCAUCUGCCUCUUUUUCUUGUUCCCGUUGAUUGUCCUCAUCCUCAUCUACAGCGUCAUCGCCCGCCACUUGGUCGCCGAUCCGUGCACCGCCUCCAAUCACCGCAUUCAGGUGCAAACGUCGGCGUCGGUAGCGGCCGGAACAGACAACGUCAACCCAAACUUGCGGGCUCGCCGCCAGGUGGUGUCUAUGCUGGGCACGGUUGUCGUCUUCUUCUUCAUUUGCCUCUUGCCCUUCAAAAUCUUUACGCUGUGGUUCAUCGUGACGUCGGACGAAGACAUUCAAAUGAUGGGUCCAGAGACGUAUUAUCACGUGCUAAACUUUUGUCGAGUCAUGUUCUACCUCAAUUCGGCCAUCAAUCCCAUUUUGUACAACGUCAUGUCGUCCAAAUUCCGCACAGCUUUCCUCAAGGCUCUUGGCUUCACGUGGGCCGGUAGGCGGAAGCGAUUGCUGCGCCACUUGAGCCGACAGAGCACCUUCAAUACGACGACCACGUCGGGCACCGCUUCCGGUACGACCACCAGCAGCGAACAUCAACUCAUCAAGCGAAUGACCAAAGAGGAUCUACUGGUGGCGGCCAACAAUCAACGGCCCGUCUUGCAAAAGUAUGGCCGCCAAGGAAGUUGUACGGCCGCCAGUCGAGCAUCCAGCAAACCUUUGUUGGCGGUGACGCUUUCGACGACGUCCACCAGUGGGGCAGGUAAUCCGCCAGAGUCGACGUCGUGUGACAGCCACGUCUGAAUACGUUCGGGGACGAAAACAUUUUUAAAACAACAGAAAACAACAGAAAACAACAGAAAAAAAGAAAAGAAAAAAACAAAAAGAAAAAGUAAUUCGAGGAAAUUGAUGGAUCUCAACUUUUAAAAAAAUGUCUUCAAUCCCAUUUUCGCUGAAGAGAUGCAAAAAAAACAAAAAACGAAAAACAAAAAACAAAAAAAAGCUGUGCACAAUUUUGACAUUCUUUUAUCUUCAAAACUAAUUAUUUGACUGUUUAACCUUAUAAUUAUGAUAAUGCAUUAUUAUGGGUGUACCUCAUUCAUUAAUCCCUGUAAUUAUUAUUGAGAAACUCUUGACAGUUAUCUACAGAGCUGCAGGAUGUAGUAAAAGAAUUUUUUUCAGGGCUUGUUAGGUCACCUGAAAUCGAUCAGCAGGUGUUUCGCCAAUCGUCUGAACGUCAUGUAAUAUCUAAUCUAUCAAUCUAUCAACACAUGAUUACCUUAAAAUCGUAAUUAUUAAGGCCAGUGAAAAUGAGAAAAAAAAAAUAUGAAAAAAAUGCAUUGUACAGUACGUUGCCAUCUGAUUCAUUGAAGCUGUGAUGAUGCCAGAGAACAUGAAACAAACACACCCUAUACAUUAUUUUACUAUAAAAACGUAUAUCUAAUCUUAAUUUAUACCCCCUUCCCAACAGUGUGUCUUACAUCAUAGCCGAUUUGCAUUGUUUCAUUGUUACUUUGUGUUUCUUCUUCUUCUCUUGUUCAUUUAAUGUUACUACACAAUCAAAUAUACAAUUCCGAUCGCG
This is a messenger RNA of Daphnia magna, 3908 nucleotides long. Its product is annotated as glutaredoxin-3. The transcript has 5 exons. Gene Ontology annotation, cellular component: plasma membrane. Bases 1505 to 3130 code for a protein of 541 amino acids. Gene Ontology annotation, biological process: G protein-coupled receptor signaling pathway. Gene Ontology annotation, molecular function: G protein-coupled receptor activity. The record is from RefSeq and is a predicted model, not a curated record. Lineage: Eukaryota; Metazoa; Arthropoda; Branchiopoda; Diplostraca; Daphniidae.